AUGUCUCUCCCUUCAUCUAUUUCUCUUUCUCUCUCCUUCCCUCACUCUCUUCAUCUCCAUUUCUCUUUCCUUCCCUCACUCUCUUCAUCUUCAUUUCUCUUUCCAUCUCUAUUUUUACUACACUCUCCCUCCCUAUCUAUCUUUUACUAUUUAUCUCUCACUCUUCCUUCCUACCUCUCUCUCCAUUUCUCGCUCAGCCUCUAUAUUUCUCUCUCACUCACUUUCCACAUUCUAUCCAUUUCUCUCUCCCUCCCUCACUCUCUUCAUCUCCAUUUCUCUCUCCUUCCCUCACUCUCUUCAUCUCCAUUUCUCUCCCCUCCCUCACUCUCUUCAUCUCCAUUUCUCUCUCCCUCCCUCUCUCUUCAUCUCCAUUUCUCUCUCCUUCCCUCUCUCUCUUCAUCUCCAUUUCUCUCUCCUUCCCUCACUCUCUUCAUCUCCAUUUCUCUCCCCUCCCUCCUCUCUUCAUCUCCAUUUCUCUCUCCUUCCCUCUCUCUCUUCAUCUCCAUUUUUCUCUCCCUCCCUCACUCUCUUCAUCUCCAUUUCUCUCUCCCUCCCUCACUCUCUUCAUCUCCAUUUCUCUCUCCUUCCCUCUCUCUCUUCAUCUCCAUUUCUCUCUCCUUCCCUCACUCUCUUCAUCUCCAUUUCUCUCUCCUUACACUUCAGGUCACUUUUUUGUUAUCUCAUAUAGAUUUAUUCCUACUUCAUUCUCUCUUGACCUCCCUAUCUUACAUUGUUCAUCUUUAG
Acanthosepion pharaonis is the source of this 744-nucleotide messenger RNA. The record is from the annotation of a GenBank genome assembly. Lineage: Eukaryota; Metazoa; Mollusca; Cephalopoda; Sepiida; Sepiidae.